CCCACCACCCUCCCCUCCUCUCAUUUUCUCUUUCCUUUUUUCUUCUGUGGUUAAAUAUUAUUUGUCAUCACAGCUUGGAGCUUACCACAUAUAUGUUCACAGGCUUCCGCUUCAUUUAUUCAGCUGUUGGUGCAAACAAUAUAGACUUCCUGCAAUAUUGUUUGCUUUAGUUAAGGUGACAAUUUAUAAUGUCGGUCACAUAUACAGUGAAGGUUGAAGAUUCAAGGCCGGAAUCUGGGAAAAAGCCGUCCGCGGGGCCGGUUUAUAGGUGCAUCUAUGCUAAGGAUGGUCUCUUGGAUUUGCCAGACGGAAUGCAUUCUCCAUGGGAGUUCUUUAGCGAGUCGGUUAAACGGAAUCCAAAUAAUCGAAUGCUGGGACGAAGACAAACCACAGAUUCUAAGCAAGCUGGUCCUUAUGUAUGGAUCACAUAUCAGGAGGCUUAUGAUGCCGCUCUCAGAAUUGGUUCUGCCAUGAGGAACCAGGGUGUCAGUCCUGGGGACCGAUGUGGUAUAUACGGGUCUAAUUGUCCGGAAUGGAUCAUUACUAUGGAGGCUUGUAACUGUCAAGCUGUUACAUAUGUACCUCUAUAUGAUACUCUUGGUGCUAAUGCAGUGGAGUUCAUCGUUAACCAUGCCGAAGUUGCUAUAGCCUUUGUCCAAGAGAACAAACUCCCUGCUAUCCUAUCAUGCCUUCCGGCAUGUUGUUCUUACUUAAAAACCAUUGUUAGCUUUGCAAAUGUUUCUAGCAUACAGAAGAAGGAAGCUGAAGAGCUUGGUGUAUCUCUGUUUUCAUGGAAGGAGUUCUCUGAGCUGGGUUCUUUGGAUUGUGAGCUUCCACAAAAACAGAAGACUGAUAUAUGCACAAUAAUGUAUACAAGUGGAACAACAGGAGAACCAAAAGGGGUCAUUCUCACAAACAAGGCAAUCAUGACAGAAGUUUUGUCUAUAGAUCAACUUAUAGAAAUUACAGACAAAGCGUGUUCGGAAGAGGAUACAUAUUUCUCUUUCCUCCCUCUGGCUCAUGUCUACGAUCAGAUAAUGGAGACUUAUUUCAUCAAAAGAGGUUCCUCAAUAGGAUUUUGGCAAGGGGAUGUCCGUUAUUUAAUGGACGAUGUCCAGGAACUAAAACCAACCGCAUUUUGUGCGGUUCCAAGAGUUUAUGACCGUAUAUACACUGGUAUUGUCAACAAAAUUGCAUCUGGUGGUCUAAUUCGGAAUAAAUUGUUCCAGUAUGCCUAUAACUACAAAUUAAGAAAUAUGGAGAAUGGAUUCCCACAGGACAAAGCAUCCCCUCUCUUAGACAAACUCGUCUUCGACAAGGUAAGACAAGCAUUGGGAGGCAAAGUUCGUUUAAUGCUAUCUGGUGCAGCACCUUUGCCUAGGCAUGUGGAGGAGUUUCUGCGGGUCUCCUGCUGCUCUAAUUUAUCACAAGGAUAUGGUUUGACUGAGAGCUGUGGUGGAUGUUUUACUUCACUUGCCAAUGUAAUGUCAAUGAUUGGAACUGUAGGAGUUCCAAUCACAACCAUUGAAGCAAGGCUUGAGUCAGUGCCAGAGAUGGGAUAUGAUGCACUUUCCAGUGUACCACGUGGAGAAAUAUGCUUGAGGGGAAACACCUUGUUCUCAGGUUACUACAAGAGACAAGAUCUAACUGAUGAAGUUGUUAUCGAUGGCUGGUUUCAUACAGGUGACAUCGGAGAACUGCAAUCCGAUGGAUCGAUGAAAAUCAUCGAUAGGAAAAAGAAUAUAUUCAAGCUUUCUCAAGGUGAAUAUGUUGCAGUUGAGAACAUUGAGAAUACAUACUCACGUUGCCCUCUUAUAGCAUCGAUUUGGGUUUAUGGGAACAGUUUUGAGUCAUUUCUGGUGGCAGUGGUAGUCCCAGAAAGGAAGGCAUUAGAGGAUUGGGGUAUAGAAAAUGGUGAAGCUACUGAUUUCAAGUCAUUAUGUGAAAACCCCAAGGCAAGGAAGUACAUUUUAAACGAGCUAAAUAGCACUGGUCAGAAACAUCAUCUCAGAGGCUUUGAACUGCUAAAAGCAGUGUAUUUGGAACCAAACCCGUUUGACAUGGAGAGGGAUUUGGUAACCCCAACUUUCAAACUUAAGAGGCCCCAACUGCUUAAAUACUACAAGGAUCGAAUUGACGAGCUGUACAGUGAAGGCAAGGGAGCAAAGGUAUAAUAGGGUCACUUGGUCUGAGAGAAAUUCAGCUCUUCUUCACUCAAGUGAUUGCAGAAACUUGUUCCUAUUAGUUUGAAGAUCAUAAUGAAAGAAAAGCAAGUAAUAUUACUUAAAAACACGGAUUUAUGUGGUCAGCAAUGAAUAUACUUAUUUAUUUUGAUUA
This is a messenger RNA of Gossypium raimondii (Peruvian cotton), 2337 nucleotides long. RefSeq names its product probable CoA ligase CCL6. Gene Ontology annotation, molecular function: long-chain fatty acid-CoA ligase activity. Lineage: Eukaryota; Viridiplantae; Streptophyta; Magnoliopsida; Malvales; Malvaceae. The transcript is spliced from 19 exons. Bases 189 to 2174 code for a protein of 661 amino acids. The record is from RefSeq and is a predicted model, not a curated record. Gene Ontology annotation, biological process: wax biosynthetic process; cutin biosynthetic process; fatty acid metabolic process. Gene Ontology annotation, cellular component: endoplasmic reticulum; membrane.